Sphaerulina musiva SO2202 is the source of this 1922-nucleotide messenger RNA. RefSeq lists its product as uncharacterized. Gene Ontology annotation, biological process: DNA-templated transcription. The record is from RefSeq and is a predicted model, not a curated record. The transcript has a single exon. Gene Ontology annotation, molecular function: zinc ion binding; DNA binding. The coding region runs from base 26 to 1888 and encodes 620 amino acids. Lineage: Eukaryota; Fungi; Ascomycota; Dothideomycetes; Mycosphaerellales; Mycosphaerellaceae.
GUUCGAUUUCGGUGUGGACACCAAUAUGGAGUUAAAUGACAUCGAUCUCAGCUUUCUCGACUCCUACAACAACACCAAUCCGUUUGACUUGCGCACUCCGAGUAUCGGCUUUGCAACUCAUACGUCUGAUGUGAUGGCUGCCUCGGCGUCUGCUGCUCCGAUUGCUUCUGCUGUUCCUAUCGACACGAACGCGUUGCCCAAGGCAUCGGUAUGGAGGUUUCGGCCUCUCGAAAAGGACUCGGGAAGUGCAGAACAAGCGAAUCUGUCAUUACCGACGCCGACGAGUCUGGAGAUCGACAGGAGAGUGACGGUGGAGACCCUGUCACAAACCUCUCGUGACCGGAUAUUGGCUCUCGUUCUGAGCACUUGCAAGCCCAACAGCAUACCUCGCGCCGUGGCCUGCUUUCCGACCGUCGGCCUCCUCGACAGUCUAUUUCAAUUCUCACUCACCUCUCCCGGCUCACAUGCGAAGCACUGGAUUCACGCGCCCACACUGCAAGCCGAUCAGACCCGGCCAGAAGUUCUGGCGGCCAUCUGCUCGGCUGGAGCGGUAUUGACACCAGAUGGAGCAAUCCGCAAGGUGGGAUACGCUAUUCAGGAAGCUAUCAGAACCGCGAUUCAAGUGCACGUGGAAGACGAUAACACGCUCAUGCGAGAUCUGCAGAUCAUGCAGGCGUCGCUGUUACAACUGAAAAUUGGACUGUGGAGCGGUAACUCCCGUAAGAUGGAACUGGCCGAGGGCUUCGAGCAAGUUCUCGUGACCAUGGCGCGUCGCAGUGGCCUGUUUCGACGCGGUACAUAUGAGCGCAUUGUCCCUCACGCCGAAGACCACGGCGAUGUGCUGGAGGAGAAAUGGCGCCAAUGGGUGAAGCAGGAGUCCCGAAAACGGUUCGCUCUCCAUUUGUUCAGGCAUGACCUGGAGGCGUCCGUUUCUGUACUCAGCAGUCCUUUGAUAUCGUACGCGGAGCUCUACUUGCCUCUUCCCGAGUCGGAGAUUCUAUGGCACUCACCUUCUGCGGAAUCAUGGAAGGCAACGUACAUACGGGAUGCGGGGCCCACGUCGGAUCGACAGCCUUCGUUGGUGGACUGCAUCCAAGAUCUGGACAUCCUUGCCGUGAGGGACAUUGUCUUGGACCAGCGUCAAGCCAGCAUGGCCGUCCUGGGUGCUGCGUGGCGCAUGAUCUGGGAAUAUCGUCAACUCGACUCAUCUCUCAAGAACACUGCCAACCAGUGGUCCGACGGCCUGUUGAUGGGGAAUCGGCACAAUAUGCUCACGAAGCUUCUUCAAAACUUCCGCAUUAGUUCCAUCGAGGACACGAAGAUCACACUGAUCGUGGAGCUUCUUCUCAUGCAUCUGCACGUCUCCCUCGAAGACGUCCAGCUGUUCGCAGGAGUCGAGGGCACAGAGGAAUCGCAGCGAGUGUACCCCGCCCUGGGCUCUUGGACGCGCACCAACACCGCUCGACAAGCACUCUGGCAUGCGGGACAAGUCUUGCGUGCAGCCCGCAAACUUCGACCAGGCCUCGUGUGCGACUUUGCCGCCAUCGCAGUCUAUCAAGCGAGCCUCGCAUUCUGGUCCUACGGCAUCAUCAACAACUCGACCGAACCCGGUCCCAUCAACCAUAAUUCCCCGCUCGUCCUCCUCGACGGCGACGACGAUAAUGGUGUCCAAAGAUGGAUUCUCCACGGCAAAGGUAACGCGGCCAUUCGCAUGUGGACUACCCAUAAUGGCGACACACCCGUCAUGUUGACGAAUCCGGAUGAAGUCGUCGGUGCUGUUGUUGCCAUUAUGCGGUCGAAUCAUCAUGAUACGAGGAAUCCCCCUCUGGUCGAUAAUUUGAUUAAUAUUAUGGAUGGGUUGAGAAAGGCGGCCAAGACGGGGUUUUGAGCUCUCCCCUUUCUCUCUUUCCCAUGUUCUGAAG